AGGAAUCUGCUGUCGGUCCUUUGAUAUCCACUGUAUUAGCUCGCUCAUUGCUUUUUCCAUCAGGUUGUACAUGUAUUGGUCAUCUGUCAGGAUUGGUAAACUACCUCUGCUAAAUGUACAUCCUACAAACACUGUAGUCAGUGUAGCCUGCACACACACACACACACACAUUCACGCAGAGAGAAGACUGAACAGCACUACUGGAGCUUCAGUAUAUAUAUUUUUCGACUGUUUGUUUUUUUUUUGUUGUUGUUUUUUUGUUGUUUUGUUUUUUUAAUAAUACAAACUUUUCCCGUGCAACUAUUCCUGUAGUAACUGUUAAGCAGCACAGACAAAUUAUCCGCAACCAAUCGUUAACAGGAAGAUCACAACAGUGUUACGUGCAGGUCAUCAGAUGCGACCCUUUAAGAUUAAGACAUUGACAGCGUUUGAAGGACGGCGUUGAUGGAUUACAUGCUACACGUAUUAUUUCGUGUUUCUUUGUGCAGCAAAAGUAAAAACAUUAAAAACAACAACAAGAAUACUGUUUGAUAAUUUGCGGAUGAAAACCGUAAUCUGUAUUAGACAACUGUAAGCAGCCAUCCAAGUGCAAAUGGAAGAGACCCAAAAGACACGUCAAAAUUAGCACAAAGGAAGACGAAGCAGGAGCAAGUGGAGAGAAUGAUGCCGUCUGGAUCCCAGGGAAUGGAAAUGUGACUUUCUGAGAAACUAUGCCUUUUACUAAAACAAGCUAAGGUGGGCACUCAGUAAAGCUUGACGGAAAAUGCAAAAGAGGUCGUGGCUCUUCAAAUGGCUGGGAAUAGGGAUAGGCAUCUUCUCUUUUGUCACCAACAGCGUGUCGCAAGAUAACACCGAAGAUUGGCAAUAUGAGGAGUGCAAAUUGGCCAGGUCAGGCCCUCCAGCUACAAUAGUUGCCAUUGAUGAAGAAAGUCGAAAUGGUACUCUCCUGGUGGAUAAUAUGCAGAUAAAGGGAAGAGUACAAGGCCCCAAUAAGACAAUUUCAUUAUCUCUGAGGGACAACUAUGAUAACUGGGUGAUCCUGGAUCCUGUACAACAGAGGCUUUAUCUCAACAGCACUGGUCGAGUCCUGGAUAGAGAUCCUCCCUCAUCUAUCCACUCCAUUGUGGUGCAGGUCCAAUGUACCAAUGAGCUGGUAGGCACUGUCAUUUUCCACGAAGUGCGUAUUGUGGUGAGAGAUCGAAAUGACAACCCCCCUACCUUCCAGCAACCACGCUACUAUGUAGCAAUUAAUGAGUUGACACCAGUUGGAACCACCAUCUUCACUGGAUUUUCUGGAAAUAAUGGUGCGACUGACAUAGAUGAUGGACCUAAUGGCCAAAUUGAAUAUAUAAUUCAGUAUAACCCGAAUGACCCAACAUCUAAUGCGACUUUUCACAUUCUACUCACUUUGUCAGGAACGGUAAUUCUCAGAGAGAGACUAAAUUAUGAAGAAAAAACACGCUACUUUGUAAUUGUUCAAGCCAGUGACCGUGCUCCGAAUCCAAAUGACAGAAGGACUAGCACUACCACGCUGACAGUUGAUGUGCUGGAUGGGGACGAUCUGGGGCCUAUGUUCCUGCCAUGCAGACUUGUGAACAACACAAGGGACUGUCUCCCCCUGGUUUACAGAGCCAGUAUCCUGGAGCUCACUGACCCAACCAGAAUAAACCCAGUUAAUGUCACACCGACAAUUCAAGCUGUUGAUCAAGACAGAAACAUCCAGCCACCCUCUGAUAGACCAGGCAUUCUUUACUCCAUCCUUGUCGGAACCCCUGAAAAUUACAUAAACUAUUUCAGUUUAAAUCAGACAACCGCAGAACUUCGCCUCCUCAAGCCAGUCAGCAGGGAUUUAUACCAGAAAUUUGAUUUGGUUAUUAAGGCGGAACAAGACAAUGGACACCCGCUCCCAGCAUUUGCUAAUUUACAUGUAGAGGUCCUCGAUGAAAAUAAUCAAGCCCCAUACUUUGAAAUUUCGACUUAUCAAGGAUUCAUCAUUGAGUCAGCCCCGGUGGGCACAACAAUCUCAAACAGUGGGAAUCUUACAGCACCGCUUAACAUAAUCGCUUUGGAUAACGACAUAGAAGAGACAAAAGACCCCAUGGUUCGAAUUUCCUUAAAUGACUACAACACAGUUUUUACCGUGACUCAGUCUGGAAUAGUCCGCUACUUGACGUUGCUGCAGCCAGUGGAUCGAGAACGUCAGCAGACCUACACUUUAACUAUGAUAGCCUCUGAUGGAGUCCAGGAAAGUGCUCCAGUCACAGUUAAUAUCCUGGUGAUCGAUGCCAAUGAUAACGCUCCAACCUUCUCCAACAUCUCCUACAGUGUAAAUGUUUACACAGACAUGCAACCGGGAGAGACUGUCUUACAGCUCACAGCUUUGGAUGCUGAUGAAGGUCUGAAUGGGCAAAUCACAUAUGAAAUUCUUGCUGGAGCUCAGAGAGAUUUCAUCAUUAAUAACAGGACCGGCCUGAUUACUGUGGCUCCUGGUGUCAGUUUGAUAGUUGGGCGAUCUUAUGCUCUUACUGUCAAAGCAUCAGACAACGCACCUGUUUCUCAGAGGAGGAGCUCCAUAACUACUGUCUAUGUUGAGGUGCUACCACCAAAUAAUCAGAGCCCCCCGAGAUUCCCACAGUUCAUGUACAGCCUUGAAGUCAGUGAGGCCAUGAGAAAUGGAGCCAUUUUACUGAACUUGCAGGCUACGGACCGUGAAGGUGAUCCUAUAACUUAUCGUAUUCAAAAUGGUGAUCCUCAACACGUGUUUAACCUCACACAAAAUGCUGGACUUCUAGUCCUAGGAAAGCCCUUGGACAGAGAGAGUACAGAUCGAUACAUUCUGAUUGUCACAGCGUCAGAUGGCAGACCUGAUGGGACCUCCACCACUACUGUGAAUAUCGUUGUCACUGAUGUUAAUGAUAACGAUCCAGUUUUUGAUCCAUUUCUGCCCAAAAACUUCACGGUACAGGAAGAGGAAGUGAAUGCGUUUGUAGGACAAGUAAAGGCAACUGAUCCAGAUGCAGGCGUGAAUGGACAGGUGCGGUACAGCUUAGUGAACUUCAAUGGCGUUUUUAGAAUCAAUUCAAACGGCAGCAUUUACACAGCUGUGGCGCUGGACAGAGAAACAAGAAGCCAGUAUGAUCUGAUCGUGGAGGCCUCUGAUGGAGCACUAGACCCUCGCCGGUCCACAAUCACAUUAUCGGUUAGAGUGCUGGACAUUGAUGACAACAGCCCAGUUUUCUCUCAGGCCUCGUACACAGUCAAUUUACCAGAAAACAGUCCUGUGGGAACGAUCGUUCUAAACUUGAAGGCAAAGGAUGCUGACCUUGAAUCCAAUGUCACUUACCGCAUAAGAACACAAGAGGCAAGACAGCUGUUUUCCGUGAACUCUGUGACAGGAGAUUUGUCUGUGUUACAAACUUUAGAUUUUGAAACCCUUUCUGCAGCUGGGGCAACUUAUACCUUUAUAGUGGAGGCCUUGGACAGCGGUGGCAGCAUGCCACCAGGCCUUGCUACUGUGACAGUGAAGAUAAUGGAUAUGAAUGAUUAUUCCCCUGUAUUUAGGCAAACUCUCUAUAGGGGAAUGGUGGCACCAAAUGCAGUCAAGGGCACUGUCAUCACAACUGUAUCAGCAGAAGAUCUAGAUCCUCCGGGCACAGCAGCCAGCAGGAUCAGAUACAGAGUGGAACUGGACACGUUUCCCUACAGUGGUAGUAUCUUUGAUGUGGAGGUAGAUACUGGAAGAGUAAUAACACGGGUCAAUCUCAAUGAAGAACCCAGUACGACAUUUAAGCUGGUGGUUAUUGCCUAUGAUGAUGGUGUGCCUGUGAAGUUCAACACUACUCUGGUUGAAAUAACAGUUCUGCAGCCUUCAGUGAUUCCAAUCUUCACACAAGAGGAAUAUAGGCCUCCUCCAGUUAGUGAAAAUGCUCCCAUAGGAACAAGGGUUGGUGUUAUACUUGCAGCUGCAAUCAAUCAAACCAUUCUGUAUUCCAUUGUUGCUGGAAAUGAAGACGAUCAAUUUGUCCUUGAUAACAGCACUGGAGUCAUCUCUACUAAGAAGCUUUUAGACUACGAGACCACUGUGAGCUACGUACUUCGAGUCCAGGCAGACUCCAUGCAUGUAGUAAGAUCCAACCUACGAGUUCCUUCAAAAACAAACACAGCAAAGGUGUUCAUCGAGGUUCAAGAUGAGAAUGACCACCCUCCUGUUUUUAUGAAAAAACUUUACCUGGGCGGGGUGGCAGAAGAUGCCAAAACAUUUACUUCAGUAUUGACAGUGAAGGCUUUGGACAAGGACACUGGGAAUUACAGUGCAAUGCAGUACCGGUUGAUUAUACCACCUACGAACGAUGGAAAAGACGGGUUUGUGAUUGAAGCAUACACAGGAAUCAUCAAAUCUGCAAUCAUAUUCCGAAACCUCAGGAGGUCCUAUUUUAAGUUUGAAGUGAUUGCGACUGAUGACUAUGGAGCGGGACUGAGCAGUAAUGCCCAAGUUGUUAUCUCUGUGGUCAAUCAGCUGGAUAUGCAAGUGAUUGUUUCCAAUGUUCCUCCUACCCUUGUGGAACAGAACAAAGAGCAGCUUAUCAGGAUUUUGGAGCGUUAUGUACAGGAUCAGGUUCCAGGGGCUAAAGUCGUUGUGGAGUCCAUCGGAGCACGGAGAUUUGGGGAUGGAUUUUCAGAAGAGGAUUAUUCCAAAUCAGAUCUGAUGGUCUAUGCAAUCGACCCUUUAACCAACAGGGCCAUAUCAAGACAAGAACUUUUUAAAUUCUUAGAUGGGAAGCUGCUGGAUAUCAAUAAAGAAUUCCAACCCUUCCUCGGCCAGGGAGGUCGUAUUCUGGAAAUCCGAACCCCCGACAUUGUGGCAAGUGUUAAGAAAGCAGCUCAGGCCGUAGGCUACACAGAGGGUGCUUUACUGGCCCUGGCAGUGAUCAUCAUUCUGUGCUGCAUCCCUGCUAUUUUAAUAGUCAUGGUCACCUACAAACAGUUUAAGGAACGACAGGCAGAGUGUGCAAAGACAGCAAGAAUUCAGAUGGCAUUGCCAACAGGCAAACCGGCCGGGGGUGCUGCCAAUAAUCUGUAUGAAGAACUUGGUGACAGUACCAUGCGAGGAUAUGGGCAACAAGAGCAACAGCAAUUGCUAAGGCCAUCUCUUCUGAGACCAGAGGAACUCUCCAUGGAAUCUGGUAUUGACCCCGGUCAGGAAUACUAUGGACAAGAUUAUUAUAAUUAUGAUCAUGGGUAUGAAUUGCCACAGUACGGAAGUCGCAGGAAGUUAAUAUCGCCAGCAGGAAUGUAUGACGAGUCUGGAGAGGUGAUUAUGGAGGAUGAUGGGAGCUACUACUAUAGUCCACAUGGGUCUACUGAGGGAGAGGGCCAUGGGCCACCAAAGAGACCUCCAAAAGAGGGAUUAGGGGAUCAGGCAGUUAUCUCAGAACCUGGAGAAGUACAGCCUGCAGAUGGUAGUGGAGAUAGAGGUGGACAGGCUGCAAAGAAGCUUAAAUCAGUACUGAAAAUCAGUAAAUUAGCAGCAGGCAGUAAAUUAGCAGCCGUUAGAGUAGCAGAUCAACCUACUGAUGCCACAACAUCCCAUUAUUCUCCAUGGAAGAAAGCUAAAAUAUUCCCAAUGAUACUUCAGAAAGUAAAAGGUGGAGGCAAGGAUUAUGCAAAACUUGUGUCUGCUCGCCGUGUGAAUAGUCAAGACAGCAUAGCAAGUGGAUCAUCUGGAAGCAUGGUUAUCAAUGGCAGUUACUUUCAGAAAUCAGCUGAAGAUAAACCUUCGGCAAAAUCAAGACUAAGUCAGGUGCUAAAACGAAUCAGCAUUUCCAAGAAAUUGCAAUUGCGGCGUAAAUCUCAAGGCUCUGCUAGUAGAAGUUCUGUAGCCAGAAGUGAGACAGAAGAAUCAGGAUCUCAGACAGUUAGUGAUUCUGAAAAAGACGAGCGAAAGUCAGGCAUUUCCAUCAGUGUCACAGCUGAAAGUGAACAGGAGGGCAGUGCUUCUGAGGCAGAAAGUGAAGAAAGUAAAAAGGAAGAGUCUGGGGAUGAGUCAUCAAUCAAAAGUAGUGUGGCACCAUCCCAGGUGGAAGAUAAAGAUUAUCUUAAAGUUACACUGGACCAAGAUGAAACUAAUGAAAGUACUGUAGAUUCUGAUGAAGAACAGGAAGAUCUAGAAGGUUCAGAGGAUGAAAGCAAAUCCAAGUCUGAGUCAGGUACUGGACAGGAAGGAUCUGAUGCAGAGGAGGAUAGCGAGAAAGAGGAUGAAGAUGAUGACGAAGGUGGCAAAAGUGAAGGAUCCAGGGACACUGAAGAAUCAGGAUCCAGGAUGUCUUCAGUGCACAGUACAGGGAGAUCUUCCUACACGGGCACCAGCAUGCGAUCUUCAGAGCGAUCCAGUGAAAUUACUCAGGAAAGUGUUAGUGGUGCAUCAGGAACUGAGAUGAGUGGGGGUUCAGUACGUAGUAGGGUUAGCAGUAGUGCAUCAGCAUCAGCAGGAACAGAUGUGAGUGGAUCAGAAGCAAGUGAGUCAGAAGGAGGUAGGUCAACCAGUGGUAGCAUGAGUAGUAGAGGGACUACAGAUAGAAGCUCACAAAAAAUCUAUUCAGAUAGUGAAGGUAGUUCUAGAACUUCAAGAACUGCAGCAAGCAGCUACCGGUCAAGAAUGUCCAUAAUUACUGGAGGAUCAGAAGAUGUUAUUGAAGAAGAAACUGAAGAAGAGGAAUCGGCUUCAGAGGAUGAGGAAGGAGAUGAUGAUGACUCUGAAAGCAAACAGUCAACAGAUGAUAUAAGUGAGGGAGCAAUGUCAAGGAAAUCCACCAUCAGUCAGAGAACUACCUCCACUGAAAGAAGCAAAAGUAUAAGCACAUUUAGCCAAGUGACAGAUAAAACAGGCACAGAGAGCAGUAUGGUGCAGAGCACAGAUGAGGAUGGUGAUCAAUCAGGUGUUGUUCAUAGUGAUGAAGAUGGAACUCCAUCUCAAAAAACUACCAGAAGUAGUUACAUUAGUGGGAGCAGGUCCAAAACCUCAAGAAACAGUUUUACAUCUGAUGUUAGCAGCAAAAGCAGUACAGGGAAAUCAUUAGUUAGUGCUACAGAUUCCAAUACAACAGAGUCAACACAGGACUCAGAUUCCAAGAGUAACAAAAGUGCUGGAAGCAGUAAAAAGUCAGCCAUUAAAAUAGCUUCAGAAUAUAGUGAGCAGCAGUCUGAGAGCGGAACAACCAAGGACACAGAGGAGGAUGAGGAUGAAGUAGAUUCAGAGACUGGUGGUGAUUCCACGUCAUUUUGACAAACUUGCAGUGGGGCAAAAAGAAAAGGAUCAAGCUAAUUGUCGACCGGGAAUAUGAAACCAGCUCAACUGGCGAGGACAGUGCACCUGAAUCACA
Molecule: messenger RNA, 7379 nt
Organism: Polyodon spathula (Mississippi paddlefish)
Lineage: Eukaryota; Metazoa; Chordata; Actinopteri; Acipenseriformes; Polyodontidae
Product: protocadherin-15-like
Exons: 41
Coding region: 764-7282 (2172 amino acids)
Biological process (GO): inner ear development; sensory perception of sound; homophilic cell-cell adhesion
Cellular component (GO): stereocilium; cell-cell junction; plasma membrane
Molecular function (GO): calcium ion binding
Source: RefSeq, a predicted model, not a curated record